AUGGCGAGGCACCUGUCGAAGGAAUCCCGGAUCGAAAUCCUCAGGCUGCGCAGCCAAGGGUUGACGUACAAAGAAAUCGCCGAGCGCAAGGGCAUCACGCACCGCCAGGUCCAGUGGACAUGCGAGUCUGGCGAUCCGACGCCCAAGAAGCGGAGCGGCCGUCCGUCGCAGCUCACGCCGGAGCAGGUGAAAACCCUGAUCGACUACGUGUGCGCGUCGCCCGAGAACCGCCAGCUCACCUACCAUGAGCUCGCGACCGUCCUCAAGCUGGGAGUCGGCCAGUUCGCCGUCCGCAACGCCCUCUACAAUGCUGGAUUCCGCCGUCGAGUCGCAAAGGACAAGCCCGUGCCCGACGCAUAG
This is a messenger RNA of Arthroderma uncinatum, 360 nucleotides long. RefSeq lists its product as uncharacterized. The record is from RefSeq and is a predicted model, not a curated record. The coding region runs from base 1 to 360 and encodes 119 amino acids. Lineage: Eukaryota; Fungi; Ascomycota; Eurotiomycetes; Onygenales; Arthrodermataceae. The transcript has a single exon.